UUCGUCUCCGUCUCUGUUUUUUUUUUUGUUCGUUUCUUUCUUUUUUCCUCCCAAAAUUUCUUCUCGUCUGCAAUUGUGAACACCAAAAAGAUUUCCAUGGCGCAUCAUGGUUUUAAUGAUUAGAGAUCCGUAAAUCCGAAGCGAACAACGAUCUCGAGCGUCUCUAAUCAUUGUGUUCUCCACGGGGAAGCCCAUACUUUAUUUUCUCUCAAUCUCUCUCUCUCUCUCGUAUAUUUUGUGUAUUUCGAGAUUCUUCGUCUCUCUCUGUCUCUUUUUUUUUUCCUUCAGAAAAUUGCUAUUUUUAUGGGUUGAUUUAGGAAAAGGUGCUUUUGUGUGUUCGUUAAUCAUUUUUUGAAUUUUUGGCUGGUGGGUGCCUGAAAAUUCAAUGCCUUUGUGUUCUCUUUCUCUCUGAGCUCCAAUCUCUCUCUCUCUCUCUCUGCGGCAGCCAUGGUCGAUGAGCACUCUAUCCUCCCGAAGGACAGUUUCGUUUUCAAGCUUCCCAAAAAGUCCCCACUUGUGUUAAGAAUGGUUGUCCUGAUGUUUGUAAUGGUCUGUGCUGUCUACAUUUGCUCGAUUUGUCUGAAGCAAAUAGGGGUAGGGCCAAAGGCUGGAUUUUUGAAUGUUGAAGUGUUUCAGAGGCCGUGUCCCGAGCCUAAUAUCAAACCAUGGGAUAUACCCUAUGUGCAUUAUCCUAAACCGAAAACCUAUAGCAGGGAUAAGUGUUCGUGCCAUCCUGUGAGGUAUUUCGCCAUUCUCUCCAUGCAGAGAUCCGGAAGCGGUUGGUUUGAGACACUACUUAACAAUCAUACUAACAUAAGCUCCAAUGGGGAGAUCUUCUCUGUCAAGGAGAGGAGGGCCAAUGCUUCGACGAUUUUCGAGACAUUGGACAAAGUCUAUAAUCUCGACUGGUUGAGUAGUGCCUCUAAGAACGAGUGCACUGCUGCUGUUGGCUUGAAGUGGAUGCUUAAUCAGGGUCUAAUGAAGCACCAUGAAGAGAUAGUAGAUUACUUCAAAACCCGUGGCGUCUCGGCAGUUUUCCUCUUCAGGAGAAAUCUCUUGCGCAGGAUGAUCUCGGUUCUUGCAAACUCGUAUGACAGAGAUGCUAAGCUAUUAAAUGGCACCCACAAAUCUCACGUUCAUUCACCAAAAGAGGCUGAGAUAUUGGCAAGGUACAAGCCGAGAAUCAACACGACCCUUUUGAUACCUGAUCUCAAACAGGUCCAAGAGAUGACUUCAAAAGCUCUGUCUUACUUUAAUACCACACGCCACAUUGUUGUGUUCUACGAGGAUGUUGUCAAGAACAGCACGAAACUAGACGACGUGCAGGAGUUUCUAAAGGUACCGAAACACGAGUUAAAGAGUCGGCAGGUGAAGAUUCAUCAUGGGCACCUUUCGAAACAUGUUGAAAACUGGGAAGAGGUCCAAAAGACCCUGAAAGGAACCGAGUACGAGAACUUCCUGCACGAAGAUUACCGCAAGUAAUCAAUCAUUCCCACGAAACGGUGGACGUAACUUGCGCCUCAAGUAACUCUCUUUCCNNCUCUCUCUGCCGUACUCUAAUUCAUUUCUUGUCGCUGGGGCCUCGCUCGGCGGGUUAACACCAACUCAAAGUUUUGGUCCUGCCACACAACAAUUUUGCAAAUCCUCUGCUACUUUCCGGGUUUCUUUUUCCAAUUUCUGAUUAGUUGAUAGAUAAUAUUCCAUUCAUUCAUUUGUAUUCAAGAAGAAUCUUCUACUCCAUUAAAACAUCUUCAUCCCGAUGAAUGGUGUUCCGUUCUUCCCCGGUUUUCUGGGAGUUGCGGUGUCAAAAUUCGGAAAACCUUUGCCGCUUGCUGUAGUUAUUUCGUUACAUUUUCAAUGUCUCAGGCAAUGAAUGAUAUCAUUUCUUGCCAGUUUC
This is a messenger RNA of Tarenaya hassleriana, 1897 nucleotides long. RefSeq lists its product as uncharacterized. The coding region runs from base 448 to 1482 and encodes 344 amino acids. The record is from RefSeq and is a predicted model, not a curated record. The transcript is spliced from 7 exons. Lineage: Eukaryota; Viridiplantae; Streptophyta; Magnoliopsida; Brassicales; Cleomaceae.